UCGUGUACCUUUUUGUAUUUCUUGCGCUCACACGCGCUUGGCGAGAAGCGAGAGAGAACGAGUGGAAUAAGUUUCCUUGUUAAUUCAACCGCCGUUCCCAUCGUCCGUCUGCGUUCUUUGCUCGCCACCUGUACAGUUACCUGUGUAGAAUGUAAAGUUUUAUUUGAAAAAAUGAACGUUUAGUGGUUUAUGGAAGUCGGUUACGGGGGAGUGCCUAGCGGACAGGAAGGUAACCGAACAGCGUUUGACUUGACAAGGGGAUAAUCGACGGUCGGGAAUUUUGGAAAUACGAUGAAACUGUAAUUUGGAGAGCGGUAAGGUAUUCGCGGGAUUGAGUGCACGUUUUCUCAACUCCGUCUGUGGCGCUUGCAUCGCUGCGAGCGACAUCGAUUGGUCAGCUCGCUUCUGCCAUUAUUUUCCAACUUUUGAGUAUCUGCGCGCGGACGAUUGUGGUGAUAGUGUGAUACAAAUAGCAAGGACGAUCCGAAUUACUUUUUUCUAACACGUGUUUCAUGUCUGCUUGAGGUCGUGAUACAUAAUAUUGCGUUCUGAAGUAAAUUCUUGUUGCCAAAGACGUGACUACCCGACUCUUGUCAGCUAUUUAUUCAGCCAAAAUGAGUUACAAACGAUACCAGUCUGACUACGACAAUGAUAGAUGGGAUAAUGAAAAGCCUCAAAAAUAUCGUAGCAGAUUCUCAAGAGAUAGCUACAACGAUGAUUCAAGUAAACAAAAUUACAAUAAUAAUUCCAACAACAGAACAAGAUACCCCGAGGACCAAGAAUCAAGUGUGGUGUUCAUUCAGCAAAAAGAUCUUGGUAAAUUUAUCGGGCGAGGUGGAAGUCAAAUUAAAGCUCUGGAACAGGAAACCAACACCAAAAUGAACGUUGACAGAAAUCAGAAUCCUCAUGGAAAAUCUGCUGUAACAAUAUAUGGUUCAGACACAGACCGGCAACGAGCCUGUGAUACGAUAAAAAAGUUUUUGGGUGAGGAAAGUUUCUCACAAGAGGAAGCAAAUUCUACACAAAAGGAAGAACCCAAAGAAAUUGAUUUUAACAAUUUUGACUGGACCCAGGCUUAUAAAGAAUGUGAGGAACAUCAGAAGAGAAAAUUGGCCUCUAUGCCACCUAUCAAAAAGGAUUUUUACAAUGAAGAUCCAGCUGUUGCUAACAUGUCAGAAAAAUAUGUAGCUGAUUUGAGGAAGAAUAACAAUAGUAUAGAAGUUAGAUAUGUUUUCGAAAAUAAGGAUUCAACUGAUACAGUUAAGAUACCAAAUCUUGUUGAGACUUUUGAGCAAGCUUUUAAGGAUUAUCCAGAUAUCCUUGAAGAGAUACGAAAACAAGGAUUUCAGAAACCAAGCCCUAUACAGUGUCAAGCAUGGCCUAUUCUGUUGAGCGGUCAAGAUCUCAUUGGAAUAGCUCAAACUGGAACAGGAAAAACUCUGGCCUUUUUAUUGCCGGCUCUCAUCCACAUCGACGGACAGUCAACUCCGCGGUCUGAACGCAAAGGACCGAAUGUUCUCGUUAUGGCACCGACGAGAGAACUGGCGUUGCAAAUAGAAAAAGAAGUUGGAAAGUAUUCUUACCACGGUAUUAAAGCGGUAUGUGUAUACGGUGGUGGAAAUCGCAAAGAGCAGAUCAAUAUAGUAACAAAAGGUGUGCAAAUAGUAAUUGCAACUCCCGGAAGACUGAAUGAUUUGGUACAGGCCAAAGUGUUGGAUGUGACAUCCGUAACGUAUCUCAUACUCGAUGAAGCAGAUCGUAUGCUGGAUAUGGGCUUUGAGCCACAAAUUCGUAAGACUUUGUUGGACGUACGAUCUGAUAGGCAAACUGUUAUGACGAGCGCUACGUGGCCUCAAGGUGUAAGACGUUUGGCUCAGUCUUACAUGAAAAAUCCGAUUCAAGUGUUUGUUGGAUCGCUCGAUUUAGUGGCAGUACACACUGUCACACAAAGAGUUUAUCUGAUUGAUGAAGAAGAGAAGAACAAUAUGAUGUUUGAUUUCUUCCGAGAGAUGGGUGUCAAUGAUAAGGUGAUAGUAUUCUUUGGCAAGAAGGCCAUGGUGGACCACGUUGCUAGCGACUUAGCUGUAGCGGGUAUCGAGUGCCAGAGUAUUCACGGUGACAGAGACCAAUGUGAUAGAGAGCAAGCGCUGGAGGACAUGAAGACUGGAAAUGUUCAUAUUCUUCUUGCCACAGAUGUGGCCAGCCGAGGGCUUGACAUUGAAGAUAUUACACAUGUACUAAAUUACGAUUUCCCACGGGACAUAGAAGAAUAUGUCCAUAGAGUUGGACGUACCGGGCGUGCUGGUCGUACCGGUGAAAGUAUUACUUUCAUGACGAGAAAAGACUGGUCGCAUGCUCAGCAACUUAUCAAUAUUCUCGAAGAAGCUCAUCAAGAGGUACCCGGGGAAUUGUAUAAAAUGGCUGAGAGAUACGAAGCGUGGAAGAAAAAAGCGGAACUUGAUGGCAAAGGCAAAGGAGGUUUCAGAGGAGGCCGCAAUCGUUAUAGAGAUUUCUAAAUUUCUCUUGGUAAUGUGCAAUUUGUUUUAGUCUGCAGAGAUAUUAUCAAUAAAGAGAUUAAAGGAAUUAGGGAGAAAUUAGAGAAAAGUACAACUAAAUAAAUACAAAGAGAAAGACAAUCUUAUUUUUAUAAGUAAUAAAUUUCUACCGAAUG
This is a messenger RNA of Harpegnathos saltator (Jerdon's jumping ant), 2671 nucleotides long. RefSeq names its product probable ATP-dependent RNA helicase DDX43. The coding region runs from base 615 to 2516 and encodes 633 amino acids. The record is from RefSeq and is a predicted model, not a curated record. The transcript has 11 exons. Lineage: Eukaryota; Metazoa; Arthropoda; Insecta; Hymenoptera; Formicidae. Gene Ontology annotation, molecular function: RNA helicase activity; RNA binding; ATP binding.